This is a messenger RNA of Colletotrichum costaricense, 231 nucleotides long. RefSeq lists its product as uncharacterized. The coding region runs from base 1 to 231 and encodes 76 amino acids. The transcript has a single exon. Lineage: Eukaryota; Fungi; Ascomycota; Sordariomycetes; Glomerellales; Glomerellaceae. The record is from RefSeq and is a predicted model, not a curated record.
AUGCAUGGUGUACUGUAUAAGUGUUGCUGCGCAGGAUUUCUUGCAUGGCCGUUGUUGAUUUUCGUCUUGUCCUUGGUAACUCGUUUCUUUUCCCGGGUUGCCGUCUUCCUUUUCCUCCUCCUUUUCCUGUCCCCACCCCUCCGCGGGUCUUCGGAGCCCCCCGAUUUCUCCGUCUCCCUGAUACCUGGGAUGCCAAUGAGGCACAUGAGUGACGGGCGACGUGUGUCGUGA